Messenger RNA from Melanaphis sacchari, 1533 nucleotides. RefSeq names its product tumor susceptibility gene 101 protein (gene TSG101). Gene Ontology annotation, cellular component: ESCRT I complex. Gene Ontology annotation, molecular function: ubiquitin binding. Gene Ontology annotation, biological process: protein modification process; endosome to lysosome transport; protein transport. Lineage: Eukaryota; Metazoa; Arthropoda; Insecta; Hemiptera; Aphididae. The record is from RefSeq and is a predicted model, not a curated record. The transcript has 9 exons. Bases 1 to 1323 code for a protein of 440 amino acids.
AUGAUGCGAAUCGAAGAUAGUCUUUUAAAAUCAUAUCUAACCAUGUAUAAAUUUCCUGAAAAUACAAAAAAAGAAAUUAUAAAAACGUUAAAUUAUUAUCACGGACUCGUUUGUAAUUUUGAGACAUUUUUGUUUUCAAAUAGAAUUGAAAAGAAAUUAGUUAAUUUGAGUGGUACUAUUCCCGUUACAUUUAAAGGCACUACUUAUCACAUUCCAAUUAGUAUCUGGUUAAUGGAUACACAUCCAAAUAAUGCACCAAUUUGUUAUGUGAAACCUACAUUGGAUAUGCGAAUUAAAAUGUCGAUGUAUGUUGAUCAUAAUGGUAAAAUCUAUUUGCCAUAUUUACAUAAUUGGACUCCGACUACUUCCAAUCUACUUGAUUUAAUUGGAGUAAUGAUAGCAACUUUUUCAGAAACACCACCUGUAUAUUCAGUUGUUAGAUCUGAACCACCUGUAAACUCUGUUACUUAUCCUACUCAAAUGCCUUAUGGUGGCACUGGUUCAAAUGUGAUGUUGCCAUAUUCGUCAAUACCAUCAUCUACUUCUACUUCUAAUCCUUCCACAACAUACCACGGAAAUUCUAAUACUCCUUACCCUUUGUAUAGCAAUCAGUUUCCGACACCUUCCCCUUAUCCACCAGGUUCAGCAAAUACAUCAAAUUUUCUACCUUAUACUCCACCAUAUACAGCUCAAAAUUCUUCACAAAACUGUCCAUAUCCACAGCAACCUGCACCAGCUAGACCAGAAUAUCCUCCUUACCCACCAACUUCUAGUAAUGUGCCAAAUACUUCUACCACAGGGUUAAAUGAUGGCGGUACAAUUACUGAAGAACAUAUCAAAGCUUCUUUAUUAUCUGCUAUUGAAGAUAAAGUACGAAGGCGUUUUAAUGAACAAAUGGCCCAGAAUAAAGCCGAAUUAGAUAUAUUACAACAUUCUCAACGAGAAUUAUCACUUGGUAAAAAUAAAUUAGACUCUAUUUUGACAAGUCUCAAUAAAGAAAAGUCUGAACUAGAACAAAACAUUCAAGUAUUGCGUGAUAAAGAAUUAGAACUUGAAAUGGCUAUUUCCAAGUUAUCUAAAGAAGAUAAUAUUGAUAUUGACGAUGCUGUCACUACAACGGCACCUCUUUAUAAACAAAUAUUGAAUGCAUUUGCUGAAGAAGCUGCGACUGAAGAUGCAAUUUAUUAUAUGGGAGAAGCAUUAAGAAGAGGUGUAAUUGAUCUUGAUGUAUUUUUGAAGCAAGUACGUUCCCUCUCUCGUAAACAGUUUAUGUUGCGAGCUUUGAUGCAACGAUGCAGGCAUAAGGCUGGUUUAGUGGCUUAAUUCAAAGUUAAUUAACUAACAAAAUAGAGAUAAAAUUUACAAAAUAAGAUAUUUAAUAUUCAUAGUUAAAUAAAAUGAGGUAAAACAAAAUUUUUUGCAGUAUAUGUAUGUCUGUUGCAAGUGUUGCAACUAUUAAAAUAGAGAUUAAUAAUAUGCUAAAUUUUGUUAGUUUUAUUUAUAAUUUUAUCGACCAAAUCAUUUUAAUUUUUA